UGGAGUCACGUUCUCCACAGUUCCUGCAGUCUGCAUCUCAAAAGUAUAUCUACAGUGUCUCAGAAGACUUCAAAGUGGACCAUUUAGCUUUGUUGACUGACUUGGUUUACUCAGGCUUGGAUUUACCAGAAGGAGGAUUCUUUUAAACAUUGAGAAUGGUGUUUUAUUGUUUUAUGCUUAUUGUUCCUCAAUCAGAUGAUUAAAGCAAGAACAGCAAUGAAGAGGAUCCAACCUUUCACUAUCGGGACCAAGUUAUCUGUCCCCUCCGAAAACAAAUGUCUGGAUUAUGUGAGCAUCAUGCUUCCUGUACCAGUUCUGGACUGCUGUGAACUAAGAAACGACUCAAACAAUGACAAUUCUCCUUUCCAUGAGGACAGAGUGUCCACAUCUACACCUGUGGAGGGACUUUCAGACGAUAUUAAAGAGGAAGAUGACAGGAACUCUGUGUCCCCACCAGCUUCCUCCAGAUCCAUCAGGAAGAUCGCUAUGUGUGCAAAUGCUGAAAACCAGACUGUCACUAACUUUAAUGUGACAAACUGUGAGACAAACAAGCCAAGUACUUCUACUGAAAAGCUGUUUCUUAUUGAGGAAAGUGACAAGCCCGGUGCACAGCUGGAGAUUGAUCCAUGCACUAAAGGAAGGAAGAUAAGGAAUCUUCAUUAUGAUUACAGCAUGCCAACUUUCCCACAUGAUCAACCGGAGGACACAUCUCACAGCCAAAGGAGAGACCUCAAAGACUUUGAGAACUCUCUCAUCCAACUGACGACGAGUCUGGACUUGAUGCAGGAGGAACCAAAAAGACCUCUUCAGAAGAAGACAGAUGCUGUAGAUUUAGGAUUGGAAAUGUUUAGAAGAAGACAAAGCCCGGGGGACCACGUUGACAAAUCGUGGCUGAAGAUGAGGUCACUCCUGAGGGACUAUCAUCAGGAUCUCAUGUUGGCUCUAGACGUCUCGUCGUUUUACCAACAAGCCGACAGCAUCAUUGGCGCCAUUAACAGCAAGAGGAACCGUGUAUUAGCGGGCGAAAUCCAAAAAAGCGACAAAGAGACCAGAGAAAUUGCCUGUCAGAUCAACAUGCUGAAUGAGUCUGCGUCUUGCCUGUCAACUCUCCACCCAACCCUGGCCAGAAGAGUAAUAUGCAAACAGGCCGAGGUGAAGGAGAACUGGGCACUUCUCCAGGACUUUCUCCAGAACCAGAAGACAGAUGUUUCUUCAAAAUGCCCUUCAACGUUACCCGCUGAUCCUCUAACCACAUGCCCUGAGAGCUUUGCUAGAAAUGAGGGUCACAGUGUAAUAGGAAAAGACGUCAAAGAAGAGCAAAACCGUCUCCGAGGAUUUGAGUGCUCUCAAGGCCUGUGGACCCAUAGGAUGUGGAGUCCGGUUGAGGAAUGUUCUGUAGGCAGUCGGGACUCACUGUUGGAGAGCAGCUGUUCCAAGCUGGACAAUGUCUCUGAAAAAGAGGACAGGAAGAGCUGUAUCGGCCAGAGGGCUCAAACAACCCCUGUUUCCUCUCAAGAAUGUCUCAGACCCAAGCUGUUGAAGGAGUCGACAACAUCCACUGGAAUGAAUGAAGAGCAUGACUGCUCAAAGCAAAGACAAGACCACAAAAUAGAGGAGCUCCUAAGCCAGGUGGAGGUCCUUUGGGAUGCUUUGCAGAAGAAAUAUGGAGAGAACAAUAAGACCGAAACAGUUUCAAACAAUCUCCCAGAAAAUGUAGAGGAAUGCCGUUCAGGAAUGCUCGAAAAGUUCCUUGAACUGCUGGAUCACAGUGGUUGUCACAAAAUAAGUCAGGAUGUUCCUGGAUCUCUGCAAAGGCAAGAAAUAGACGAGGCUGCAGAAAUGUCACUAAAUCUAAUGAGUCAUCAAACUGAACAAGAAAGACCCCGGAAGCAGGACCAGAUCACUAAUGAUCUACAAAGCUCGCUAUCUACUCUAACAUUGCGGAUAAACCAGCACCUCUGCAGCUGUGCUGAGCUCAGUAUGGACCUCCUGGACAUAGAAACAGAUAUGGCUGUGCUUUGUGACCCUGACCUCAGCGGUCUGGAGGGGCUACAGGAGCAGCAGGAUGACCUAGAGGCUCAUUAUAAUAUAAUUGAGGGAGAGGUGAGAGAGAUGGAGAGACUAGCCAGUCAGCUACAAGUUCAUCCCCCAGAGCAGAGAGACCCUCUCAGGGAAGAGGUUCUGGCGAUCCUGCAGGCUGGGGAGGAAGUAGGCCGCAACAUGGUUGAAAACAGAGGGCGCCUGGAGAAUUUCCACCAGAUUCAGGACUACUUCGAUAACUAUCUUGCCAUGAUUUCGUGGACGGAGAACACCAGAUCCUGUAUCCUUGCUGGCAGCUCUGCUUGGAGAGAUAGUGAAGUUGCAGAGAUUGAUCGCAGCAUUGAAACAAAGCUGGAUGAGUUUAGCAAACUGGCUGCAGCUGGUCAAAUGCUUAUGCAAGAUGAGAGUCAGUUUAAAGACAUUAUCAAGGAGAGAACAGAUGAGUUGCAAAGCAUGCUGGGAUGGAUCCAGGUGAACUGGCACGCUCAAAGAGAGCAGCUUAAAAGAAACCAAAAUGGGAGACCAGAAUCAACAAAUGAUCUUGUUCAACAGCAGGCUAUGCCUUUCAAAAAACCUUCUAACAGUAUGUGCAUUGUAAAUGAAGAGGUCAAAGGAAGUGCUAUUGAAACACAGCCCUCUCAAAACAACUUUGAGCAACUGAGUGGGAGGCAUGAUGUGUCCAGUGUUGUUAGUCAGGAGUCCUGCCUUUCAAAGACAUCCCUAGGCUCUAGCAUCUGUCUCAUUUUGAGCUUUGAUGAUCAGUCUUCAGGCAUCAACCAAGUGACAAAGCAACGGUCACCCAACAAUAAUGAAAUACUCGAAGAGUCAGCAAACAGCAUUCAGGCAGACAGACGUCAAUCACAAGACAAAAACUCAAUGCAAAUGCAAGAUCCAAAAGAAAUGCUUCAGGUGAGAUGGCCGAAUGAAUCAGUUAUGAGUAAAGAGACCAAACCCAAGUCAUCUUGUGUAAAUCUUGCACAGUUGCAAAUCAAAAACCAAGGAGAACCAGACCAGUCACCAAACAAGGAGGAAAUAUCCAGCCAAUUGUCCACAUAUAACACUGAAUCAUCCAUUUGCAAUCACCUACCAGAGAAUCUGCAGUACAACAACAACCAAACAUAUCUGCAGCUAUCACCAGACAUUGAUCAAAUGCAAAAUCCAGAGCAUCAAGUGCAAAAACCUCAGUCACAAAGCUACAGUCAGAACUCGACGCAGAAAUCUGCACACAACAAUCUAGAAAUAAACCAAAACCAAAGUGACGACCACCUGCGGCAUGAAGUGGCAACUGAAGUCACUCAUAGAGUGUUCACGUAUUUGCACGUCUCGGAUAGUUACAGAUCCACAGGGCGAGCCUUGGAGGUUGUGUCCUCGACACAUGCAGCAGGGCAGGACGUGACAACCCCUGCAUCAGGUUCCUCCUCAGUUCAAUCGUCCUCCUUCCUUUGGCAAAAUGUCACACUUGAGAGAGGAACGGUUUACAAUCACAACAGAUUCAAGCCAAGUUCUUUGUUCAAGCUGAAAGAGCCAGUCAGGAGUAAGGAGGAAACCCAGCGAAGGAGCUCUCUGCUUGGCACUGUUGGAUCGGAAAGGUCUGGCAAACCUUCAAGCAUUUUCAGGCGAAGGUGUAACACUUGGCCAGAAGGAGAAAGGAGAGCGAAAGAAAGUCGAUCAAACUCCAAACUUCAGGUUUUUAUUAAAAAAAACAUGUUGCCGGUGAAUUCUGUCAUCGAUAACAAGUCCGAAUAUUUUCCAGAAGACAAUUUGCCUAAUGCUGUCAAGACUUCAAGUGAACCAGUUAAAAACAUCGGCUCUUAUUUGUCUCUAGGAUCCACUCUUAGCUUCAAUCUUCCCAAGUGCUUUCACAACAGUGUCUUGGACAUGGAAAAUAAAGAGGAGAUUCAACCUGUCCAGACUUAUGAUGACUCAAGCAACCAAACAUUACCCUCAGCUCGAACGCCACAGUCAGAAAUGGAGGUAGAACCAGUGAUUCAUACUAAACAAACUGAGUUAAACCUUCAUACGGUUGAUGUGAAAGAUUUGGACAAUACAGAAGAACCAACCACUGAGGUUGAGACCCAACAGUUAAACCAAGUUUAUGAACGCACAGAACCUGUUAUGAGGGUUUUCACAUUGGCUGAAUAUGAAAAACCUGAUAAUGUUUCCUCCAGCCAUCACAAAGCCUCUUCUCCAGUGGUUAAUGGCUCCGCCUCGGUCACUCACUGCGGGCCUCUGUGUCCUUCUUCAUCAGGUGGUCACAAUUGCUUAAGUGCUUACACUAAACUUAAAGACCUGAAUGAUCACUUAUAUUACACAUCCAAACACAUGAAGAUAAACUCCUCAAAAAACUUGUUCCCUAAUAGCCCAGUCUCUCGUAAGAGCGGCCGCAUCAUAAACUGUGGUCUGAGAGACUGUGCAGUGUGUUUCAGUGAUACAGUGAAAGAGACAAGUGUAGACUGUGCAGAGAAACCUGACAUCAGCAUGGAGGAGCUUCUUAAGCCAGGCCACUGGCUAUUCCAGCAAGAGGAAGAGGAACUGGAAGAUAUCUGGAGAGGAAGAAUGGGUAUUCUCUCUUCAAACUGUACUGUGGAAACAAAUACGGAUGAAGAAACAGGUAUAGGAGAGGAUUCUUACAAUAAAGGUCAAUGACUGAUAUUGAAUUAAGAAAUGAAUAUUUUUAUUCAUAAUGGACAUAUUAAAUUGACCAAAA
This is a messenger RNA of Sinocyclocheilus grahami, 4747 nucleotides long. RefSeq lists its product as uncharacterized. Lineage: Eukaryota; Metazoa; Chordata; Actinopteri; Cypriniformes; Cyprinidae. Bases 196 to 4686 code for a protein of 1496 amino acids. The transcript has 17 exons. The record is from RefSeq and is a predicted model, not a curated record.